AAAAGAGAAGGAACUGAAGAAAGCUUUAGAAACGCCAGAAGAAAAACGUGCAAGAAGAUUGGCAAAGAAGGUUGAUAAUAUUAUGAUAUAGUCAGUAUAGCGUAGCCAGCCCGACGAUUUAGUCCCGCUAUGCAAAUAUUUUCGUGUUCAUUGACUGUGAACAGGCUUUUGGCCAGAAGGGCGUCCAGGCGUCCUGGGACACUCAUAGAACAAAAAAUGGACGCCCAAAUUCUGGGGGAAAAGGGAAAUUAUUUUCAAUUAUUUCCCUAAGUAUAUUAAUAUAUCUGAAACGAAAUAGCUUCAAUUCUCAUUAUUAUUAUACAUUUGACAUUUUGAUCAAUUUGAUGGUGUACCUGGCUGAAUGAAAAUGUUGUAGUUAAGUAAAGAAGCAUAGCGGCACAAACUCACCAAGCCAAGUGUGUUUGAAAAAUUUCGAACGAGCUUGGAACAGCAGCAUAUGAAGAGGAAAACGUAACAUAUGAAAAGGAACGUUUUCGACCUCAUCACUAUGUAGAUGUACCAUAUAAUGUGUAACAUGAAGACCCCCCCCCCCCCCCCCUUUACUGUAGAUGUAUCGUUGUACCAAAAUUGGACGCCCUCUUUUAGGACCCUGGCUAAAAGCUUGACUGUGAAAACAAUCAAUUUCUAUAAAUAAAUUAAUGAUAAUAAUUUUGAAUUUGCAUAGCGGGACUAAAUUAUCGGGCUGGCUACGCCACUGGUAUAAUAAUUUAGAAAUUAUUGAUAAUGUUUAACAGCAAGCAAAAGAGAUCAAGAAACGAAAAGAAAUGGGAUGGGAUGAUGAGGAAUUGGUAAAUAGAAUUUAAUUUUAUUAUUUCAGUCUUAUAACGUUUUAAGUAUAUGGAUUAGAUCUCAGUAAGCAUCGUUUUCCGAUUACAUUUCUAGAACUACACAAACACAGAUAAUCCCUAUGGUGACACACAUUUACUGGAAACUUUUAUUUGGCACAAGGUUUGAAAAGUUAACUUCUAAGCCUGUUUAACAAUUUAAGUGGCAAUAUGUCAAGGCGUAAAAAAAAUACCUGUGGUUCCGGUUUCAUAUCAUGAAAAAAUUAGGGUCGGUAGGUCGGAAAUAAAAUUUUUUUUGGAAUAUUUUUUUCAUGGUUUUGGCGGGUUUUUGCUGGGCGAUUUGCAGUAGAGUCCCGACAUCAAUAUUAACUAGAGAUGCGUCGUUCCUAUGGACGGAUUUAGGCAAUUUGGUUCAAUAAUUAGUGUGACAACAGACGCCAUUUUGGCACGCUGUAUGAGCAGCCCGCAACCACCUGGAGAAAAUAGGGUCGAUAGGUCAAUCGCGUUGAAAAAAUAAUAGGGUCGGCAGAAAAAAAUAGGGUCGUUUUUUACGCCUAAUUCCACUGUGCCCUGCUUUAUUAUUUUACUCUGUCUAAUGCCAGAUGAUUUACUCACCAAGAGAAUUUUUAUUGAAUCACCACUGAAUUAUUCGAAUAAACGCCGCGGCGUUUAUUAAAUUUUUGGCGCUCAAGGUGCGGCGUUUAUUCGAGGGCGGCGUUUAUUGCAAAUUUUGUAAUGCAAAUAAUGUGUUGGCUUUUUUAUUAUAGAAACAUGAGAAAGAAGGAACGACUCAUUUGAGCGAAGCAGAGAAAGUCAGAAGAAAUCAAGUGAAACGUGAAGAAAUGAAGGUAAUGGAAGUACAAUGUCACUAAAUUCUUUGCAAAGUCUCUAAAUUUUCAUUUUGGCAAAAUUUUAGUCCUGAUGAAUUGUACCUUAUAUUUUUCAGAGGGAACUAGCAAGUGUCAAGAGAAGACGACAGGUUACAAUGAUAACAAAUGCUAUUUUUAAAGUUAAAACUUCUGCUAUCGUCUUUGCAAUUUUUAAUACUAUGUUGCACAUGUACACAUGCACCACUUUUAUAGUUUUAUUCCACAUUUUCAGGAACGAGAGCAAGAAAGAAUGGCCAGAGACGAGGAAAGGGUAUGUUGUUAGCUUUUGAAGAGGGGGAAAUACUAAUCCUAGUGUAAGCUCUCCCCACCAGACAAUCGUGACAUUCCUAAUGAGUACAAAUAUAAAACGUUUAGGAGAUGAUGCAGAGGGAAAAAGAAGGUGCAUAUUACCAAGAGUGGGAAAAACAAGAAGAUAUGGUAAGCUUGUGAUCGACAAAUUCUGGGAAAUUACCAGCCCAAGUAGUUUGAUAGUAUUUGUGUAGACCACGAGCAGUCCCCUCGGGAGAAAGGAAGGCCUGCCGACAACACAUCAAGAAACGAAAUGCGCGUUGCCCACACAACGCAAAAUUCCCAUUGGUCGAAAUCGAUGUGCCUGGCAAUCAAAUCUGAUAUGUAGUAAUUAUGCUAUAAAUAAUUUCCAGACUGAUUGUUGAUUUUAUAAAUAAACAUGGCAUUAACGGUUCCUAUUGGAUAGAUGUAAUUGGAUAUAAGUAAUGUUUAUGCAAAGGCGGAGCCAACUUGAUAAGAGCGAAAAGUGGGCGUACUUCGUUUCUUGAUUUGUUGUCGGCAGACCCUCUUUCUCCUUGUACGCCCGCGAAGCUAAACCUGUAGAAAGGAGGGACCGCUCACAGUCUAGUAUUUAUGCUGUCAUCCUACGUUUCUUCUCACUGUUAAAGGGAUACGGCAAUAUAUUUUUUUAUUAUUUCAUUUGGAAGAACUUUUAAUUAAUUAAAAUUAUAUGUAAAUCUCUUUGACCGAUUUUGCGUAACUUUAUUAUUUCUUGAGAUAUUUGAACAGAAAAAAUUACAAAUCAGCGAGCUUUCCGCCAUCUUGGAUUUUGGCGGAUAUGCAUGUGACAUCAUAAGCCGGGUCACGCAAGAGUUUUAUCCAUAGAGCAAUUGGUUAUUAUGAGCCCAAAAUCAUAUACUUCAGUAACUAUUUGAAAUAAAAAACUGCCUGACGACUUUUCAAACAAGACUUAAUGUUAUUUGGUCAUUUAGAUGUAGUUUUAUAUGGCUAACCCUGCUUAUGACGUCACUAAAAUAACCGAUAAUGAGAAAAUUAAUCCAAGAUGACGGACAGCAAAUUAUUUUAAGCCAAAAUAUUUCAAGAAAUAAUAAAGUUACGCAAAAUCGGUAAAGGAGAUCAACAUAUAAUUUUAAAAGUUCUUUAAAAUGAAAUAAUAAAAAAUAUAUUGCUGCAUCCCUUUAAGCGCAGUCGAAUUAUCAAACGAUUUCAGGGUGUUGGCUUCAGUAAAAAAUUCGGCAUUGUAUGCCGUUUUCACAGUUACGUUUAGCCAGCAAUUUCAAAAAUUUAGAACAGCAAAAAACGUAAGUUCAACAUAACACUUUAUUAUAUAGUAGUGAGUGAGAUACUGAAAAAUACACAGUGUGAUAGAUAUCGAUCACGUGACCUUUUCCAAUUUGCUUUUGAGCAUGAAAUUUCACAAUUUUUUGCUUGGGACUAUAUAAUAAACAGAACAUUACAUGGUGGCUUACGUUCGUUCGUAAAAUAUUGUUUUUCACACUCGAAGAUAAAAGUCAUAUAUAUCUUCGCCGCCGUAUAAUAUCCUCUAUAUACGGAAUUAUACCCAGCUGAUCAAAGAUAAAUGUCGACUACCUUCCAUGACGUCAGAAAACGGGCUAGACCCAGGCUCUUUGUGGUCACAAAAUACGAUUGCGCCGGGCCAUCGAAAGCUAAAUUUAAAACGCCAUAAAAGUCGAACGAUUUGCCUAAAUUUAAAACAUUUUUCACAGAUAUAUAUAUAUAUAUAUAUAUAUAUAUAUAUAUAUAUACACUGUUACUGAAGUGUUACUGCCACUGUUACUGAAGCUUGUCAAUCCUGCUCAUUCAAUCAGAUAGCUACCAAGUCCAUAACUGCACUUCUCCCUGUCUAUCUUUAAUAUCUUGAAACAGCAGUUUUGGAUACAUACAGUAGUCCUAGACACUCCUGAAUGUAUUGUAAUUUGGGAUUCAAUGCAAAAUCUGUGGAGAUAUAUUGGUCAAUGUAUUGUAGAUAUCCAGACUUCAAAUACAGUAGAAUAAUCUAUUUUCUGCAAAUAGUUUCAAUAAUUGUUUAUUUUUAUUAUUAACUGCUCAGCAACAAUGAAAACUAUUACCUAACAUCCUUGAAUACUUUGAUAAUCUUACAGUAUUUAAAAAUUCAAACUGCAUUUGUCAAAAUGUUGGAUAUAAAUGCAUCCAUAAAUAUUAGAGUGACUAGCUCCAGAGAGGGCCUUCAUAUACAGUAACUCAAAGUUGCCCUGGAAUUAAUCCUGAAUUAUUAAAAUAAUUUAACUGGAAUUUAUGUCAUGGUGGUGCUGCUGGAAGGUAUUUGACCUGGAACAUUGUUAUAUUGAUUGGUGUUAACUGGUAACAGGAAGUGAUAAGUUACAGGAAGUGAUAUCAUUGGCAAUGAAUAUAAUAGUUUGCUUGAAGUAUUCUUAUCUAUUUUGCAUAAGAAACACAACCCUGAUCAGCUUUUCAUGUCAUUUGCACCAUAUUUUACACAGAAAAAAUAUCUGUGCUUUUGCUUUCAAUUAUUCUAUCAGUAUGUUGUGUACAUGUAAGUAGUGUACACUUGUAUGUAAAAUUGUAAAUUAUAGCUACAACUUUGCUACUCUAUAAUCCUCACUCAAAUAGGAUCAAAUAAAUAAGGCCAGUCAAGUUUCGAUCUGAUAAAACUCCGCGUAAAAAUGUUUUCAAUUUAUUUUAAAACUCACAUGAUUAUGUUGUUCUCACUGUAUAAACCGAUUUUUUACGUUUUUUCCCCGAAAAUCCAGCAAAUUACGUUUCGAUUUUGAUGUGUGAACUUCGAAGAAAAGCUCCCUCUGAACGCAGGAAAUCGCAUUUCCGAGGUCCUAGAUUUCAAAAUUUCCCGGGGGAGGAUUCCCCCGGACCCCCCUACAAAUGCGAGGUUUAGUGCAUCAGUCAACAAAACCACUGGUCCGCGCCUGUACAGAGCCCAGUAGUGCUGUCACUACUAUGACUACUGCUUGAUACAUGUAUAUUAAAUUUGCCAUGAAGUGAUUUGAAUAUUUUUGUUUUUCAGUGUAUUGUGUGCAGUUUGACAUUUGUCACUGAUGUUCUUGAAUUCCAAAAGAUCUUCAACUACAUGUGAUAUGAAUAUAGAUAUAAUAUUAUAUUUGCAACCCCUGAAAUGUAUAUUUUCUCUGUAGCUGGUACAGUUCAACAUAGCACAAUUUGAUUGAGUAAAAGGCUGUCUGAGGGUGCCUCUGGUGCCACCUUAUUGAGGGUGAGUUAGAGGGUAAUCCCAAGCCACCCUGUCAACAUUCCCUUUGUAGAAAACUGGAGUUCCCGGAGAAAACCCACAACUUUUGUCAGAGUGUUGACUGCAUGACUCUUUUCACAUAAGUGUCAUUGAAGUGGUGAGAAUUGAACCAACAAUCUCAGAGGUAAAAAGUCCUUGCUCUGACAAUUGCACUACCAAAGUCGGUGGUGCAAUCAGCACGCCACCAUAGCCCCAGUACUAGCUGGUGCAGUGGAACUUAAUAGGCUAAGCUGUUAAUUUGUGCCUAUAUGUACCUAGCUUGUUGAGAAGUUCAGUUGUGGGUGAGUGCAUGGGUUUAUAAAUAAAAACCCACAAGAGUAUUAAAUUUGCAUAAAUAUUGCUAUAGCUCUAGAUUCCUUUGAAUGUAAAUACUAGUAGUUUAUGUCAUGUGAAUAUAGCCUUGCGCGAGACGGAUAACGUAUUAAUGUAUUAAACAAAUUAGAAACAAAAAGAAAAGCUAUUAUUAAGAUUUAAAGUGACCAAAAACUUGAAAAGUUUGAAGCUUCUGUUGAUACUCGAGUUGGUUUGGUAAAAUAUUCUCAGCGAAGCUCAAUAGGAUAUAUAUAACCUUUUAAUAUUUGGAAGGUUAGGAAAAAAACCCCGAGUUUAUAGGGUCACGAUUUCAGUUGACCGAUUAUAACAGUAAAAUAUUUUUAUCAAUAGAAUUUCUAUCCAUGCAUGUCAACCUCGUCCCCAGGGCCUUCGUGCUUCGGAGGCGCGGAGGCCUCCUCAGCACGAAGGCCCUAGGGACGAGGUUGCAUGCAUGUAUGACUAUGGAUCGCGCUAGCUGUUAAAUAUAUUAUAGAGUUUAUAAUGAAAAGAAAGGUUUUGUACUAACGAUUUGAAAUUAUCCAAAACCUGAAUUUCAAGCUUGAAAAGUUCAGAGCUCUAGUACCUGUAAGAGCCAAUUAUAGCUACUCGAAAUUACAUACAAAGCGGGUUCUAGAAUCGAAUGAAAUGAAAUUAUCACUAAUCAAUAACCUGCCAUAUAUAAAGAAAUAAUACAAAAUGUUUAUCUAAUGUAAGUUAUAGUAUAUGUAACUUAGGUUUAAAGGUGGUCGGAUGAACUACAUUCAAUUCCCAGCUUAGAAACUACUGCUAGAAAGACGAUGUUCUCUGGAAUUACUUCAAUAGAUAGACGGUAACGUCCAUUGGCAUUGCUGUUAACUAGUUUUGAACUCCGCUCGUGUUAUUGACAAAACCAUUUUAUUGAGUAUUCGUGUUAUUUACAAAACCAUUUAUUGAGUACUCGUGUUAUUUACAUGCAAAACCAUUUAUGGACAACAGCGGAACUAACCGUAGAUAACCGACUUUCGCCCUAUGCUCGCAAUGCAUUACAUCGAUACGUCAUCAAUCUGUCAUCAAAUUUGCUUUUCCCGACAUAUACCUACCUGCAUAUACCUACCAUGCAAAGACCAUUCAACGACACUUGACAAAAUACCGAAAUAUCUUCAAAAGGGAAUUAUAAUAUAGCAUUUGUAAAUUCUGAACGCUGAUUCGCUAAGAGCCGUGUUGAUAUAACUCAUUGUCAACACGGAAAGGUCGGGAAAUUUCUUUCUUUAUGUUUCUUUGCGCUAUAUUAUAAAACAAAUAUAAAACAUUUUUUCGUAUUGAUAUACAGUUAUAUCAACACUCGUGGAAAUUGGGAAAACUCGAAAUUGUGUGUAUAUCAACACGGAAAAUGUUUUAUAUUUGUUAAAUAUACAGCAAUUGUACCUUUUUAUCUCUUUUUAUCUAAUAAUUCGAAUGUUCGAUAGCGCCCUAAUGUCUACGAAGCCUUAAUGAUAUAUAGUAGUUUACUUAAGUUUAUUUAAAAGAAAAUGUAAAUGGCAACGAAAUUCAAGUCUGCAUUUAAAGUAUAGAAACAACUUGUGUAACUGUAUAAAAUAACCUAUAAUCUAUAUAUACAUGUUUUGGUUAGUGAAAAAACCAUGCACGAAUAUAUAACCUAUUUUACAUGCUUCAUGCAUCGUCCAUCGACUCUUUUCGUUCACGAGAUAUUUUAGUUUGUUUGCAGAUACAGUAUAUAUGUACUAAAUGAAUACAUGCAAACAAUAUGACAUUACAAGCGGGUAAAAUAUUUUGCCGUAAGAUCCAUGGCAUGGCAAUCACGUAAAAGCCAUGCAUAAAGCUAGUUUCAUGGCCAGAAACUACGGACAUGGCUUAUUAGCAAGAAUGGGUUGACUACAACAUUUUUGUAGUUCGCUAUAACUACAGCUACUUCAAAAAUAUGUAGUCAGCUACAACUACUGCUAUACUUUUGAACAAAGGUAGUUCGCUACUGACUGCAGCUAUUGCUUAAAAAAUGUAGCGAACUAUUUCGCUACUCUAUAUUUUUUAGUUUUACUGUAUUUGAAGCAUCUACUAACUCAGGCUGUAAUGUAUAACCUAUAACAAAUCGACUUACGAGUAUAGCAACAGUAAACACAAAGCAAUAUUUUUGUAAGCACUACGUAGACUGUUCGGGAGUGCAAAUAAUUGACUAUUGAGGAUUGAUUUUAAGCAAACCGUGUCUCAAUAUCAUGCUAUUCUAUCAAGUUGCUAACAAUUUUAAAAAGUAGCGAUUUGCUGUUUGAAAAGUAGUCAACUACUUGGCUACUUUUAGAUAAAAUGUAGUUCGCUAUAACUACAGCUACAGUUUUAAAAAAGUAGUCAAAAACUACUGGCUACUUGAAAAUUGUAGUUCGCUACAGUAGCGAACUACAACUACUUCGCUACUACCCACCCUUGCUUAUUAGUUAUUCAAAUUCUUUCGUAAUUUGCAUACCACGUUGAAAUAUGGCUUCAACUGUAUAAACAGUGAAUUUCAAUUGUAAAACGCAAAAUCUGAGAAUAAAGUAGGUCGCAACUUGCCUCAAUCGCUGGCUGCAAAAUAAAGUCUGUCGACGUAUUUAGUGUAAUGUUGGCCGCCAGAUUUCAGUUAAUGCCUAUUCUGCAUUUCAAUAUUUGUACAGUGGUUAGUUUUUUCGACAUUUGUCUAUUUAACUCUAAAUAUAGCCUGGUUUCCAUAUGAUCGUAUAAAAAUGGUCGUAAAGAUUGAGUCAGGAUCUUUCUCGACAGCUGAAAUACAACAGUUUAAAAGGAGUUAACACUGGUAAUAGGCAGAUUGAUUAUAACUAGAGAAUACUAUUAUUUAUAUGUGGUUUACAGGUAAAAACUAUUAUAAACUGGCCUUUGAGAAAGAUUGCGACUUUAUUUUUACGACAUUAUACGAGUUUAUGCAAGUUUAUUUAUUUAUUUAUAUUUAUUUAUUUAUUAACUUUACAAUCAUAAAAAUUAUAACAAUGAUUGAAGGUAUGGUGAACAGGACAUGAGUCCCAUGUGAAGACCAACCUGAUACAAAACAAUAAGUAGACAAACAUUAAAGACAAGUCUAGAACACUAUUUACAUAGCUAUAUAAAAAAAAUAAUAGUUUAGAUUAUGAGCAACAGCUUAAGUUGAAAGAACGGCAUUUAUAGAGCAGUAGGUUUUCCAAGUGCGCAUUCUGUUAUUAAACAUCGAAAGAAAUAUAAUUUACUGUUUGCUGCAGAAGCCAUAUUUCAACGGGUUAUAUGCAUCGAUUAUAUGCAAAAUGGUAUCAAGAAGUAGCUAGAAUAGUCAUGUCUGUGAUUUCUGGUCAUGGUUAAACACCUUAUUCUACAAGGUGUUUGCUGCAGAAGCCAUAUUUCAACGGGUUAUAUGCAUCGAUUAUAUGCAAAUUGGUAUAAAGAAGUAGCUAGAAUAGUCAUGUCUGUGAUUUCUGGUCAUGGUUAAACACCUUAUUCUACAAGGUGUUCUCUGCUUUUGUUCCUGCAUGCAUGCAUGUUAAGGCUAUAUCAUAUAUGAAAAGCGAAUAACUUUCUGUUUUCUCGGUCGCAAUCAUCCUAUCCUCUUAGCAGAGUCAACCAUGCAUAUGGCAGAAUACUACCUCAUAUCCGGAGUUGUCUAUAUUUGAUUCUAAUCACUUCAGACUGCUAAAAAGCUCUUAAGCCUACAAUUCUGGCAAAAAUUAUUUUGGACAGCGCGCGCGGAAAUGGAAAUAUCAUCCUUGGCCAAUAUAUAUAUAUAUAUAUAUAUAUAUAUAUAUAUAUAUAUAUAUAUAUAUAUAUAUAUAUAUAUAUAUAUAUAUAUAUAUAUAUAUAUAUAUACGUGCAAAACAGCAAUGUUUAACUUCCCCCCCCCCGGUUCAAUGUUGAAAGCUUAUACAUUGGUUAGGUGAAAGUUUUGCGAAAUACAUUUCAAGACUAACAGUAAUAAUUUGGUUUACACCUCAGUGUCCACGGAAUUUUUGCCAUGAUUGUGGUUUGCAUAUGCUCGUAAAAAAAGAGUCACGAUCUUUCUCAACGGUCAUAUUAUAAUAGUUUAUACCUGUAAACCACAUAUAAAUCAUAAGUAUAUUCUCUAGUUAUAAUCACUCCGCGUGGAUUUAUGGUUUGUCUUUUUCCUGCGUUCAUUGUGUGUAUAUAUCAACGAGAUUUGAGCUUGUCCGCUUGCAGUGAAGAAUUUUUUAGAGUCUAGUAAAGUCAGGCCUGUUUCAUUUGUCGCACUAACGUCGAAUUUAAUUCAGACGAAUUUAAUUGAACGAAUUAAAUGCGACCGUAGUGCAUCGUAUGAAACGAAUUAAAUUCGUCGUUUGAAACGAAACCAUUUUAAUGUCGACCAAUUGACGAAUUUAAUAACGAAUUAUAAAUUCGACGUAUGAUACAGGUCUAUAUAUAUAGGCGCACAGGGCUGAUGCUUUCCAGGUGGUUGGGGAGGGGCAGUUGAAAGUUUGCCCGAAUUUUUAUGGAGGAUUGUAAUGAUCAUGAAAUAACCCAAAUUUAACAUAUUUUCUGAUAACCGGCACGAAUUUUCUUUAUUUUUCCUGGCAUUUGCCCGAAUUUCCACAUAACUCAUUCUGCGGAUUUUUAAAAUUUCCCUUCGUUUAGAUAUAUGAAGUGCAGUCUACAUUGUCAAGUUUCGAUGCAUGGGCAUUGAGAACAAACCCUUGGCGAUGCUAAUGUGUUACAAAUCACAGAUCGUCAUCACUGCUGCAAAUACUAGUGAAGAUCUGCGUUCGUGCGUAAAUCCUGGUAAGGCAG
Paramuricea clavata is the source of this 10268-nucleotide messenger RNA. Lineage: Eukaryota; Metazoa; Cnidaria; Anthozoa; Malacalcyonacea; Plexauridae. The record is from the annotation of a GenBank genome assembly.